AUGAUGCGGGAUCAAGCCCGAGAUGUUCAUGCCUUGCCGUCGAGUAGUCCCGGUGGCGACAACAGCAGCAGCAGCCCCAGGAGCAUGGUCAAGGCAGCGUAUUAUCAUCGAGUGGUUGUGUUUGCCUUGCUGGUCUUGGCAGUGGUAACCAUGAUGUCCAGCACGAGACAAAUGGUUGUGUCGUCCAACUCUGUCGAUCAGCAACGAUAUUUGGCACUGCAAGAUGCGAUACGAAACAAUGCAACCAACUCCACAACAACCGGCAGCAGCCAUAGCCGAACAGUGCAUGUGAUUUCCAAAAAGAAGGACCCAGACUAUUACAUUGUGGGCAAGAAGAAUCUGAGUGGGUUUCCCAACGAUAACGACAAACUCCCGGGUCGAUUCAUGCAGAACAAAAUGCACAUUCUGGGAACCAGAUUGACCACUUCUUACGACAAGUUCGACGAAUCCGUGUCCUUUGAUAUGUUUGGUCAUGCCAUGGGGGGCGGAGCAUCCGAAGGAUUCUACAAUAUUGCCAAACUCAGUACCAACGGGGCAUUCACCUUUCGAGAAGCAUCCCAACAGAAAUUCUACUGCCACCUACAUGAACCGGGACAGCAACACCCCGCUCGUCCCAAACCAACCGUAAUGGAUAUGGAAUAUAUGCCCACACAUCAUUCCAUUGAUCGAAAUACCUGGAAUUCACACUUGAUUUGGAGAUGCAACAUUUCGCCCUACUUGUCCAAAUCGCAACUGCUGGAACGAACUCAUGUACGAGUGUCGGUAUUCCCACAAAUGAACAAACACCAUCCCAACGCCACAAUACCCCUGUUCACCGUCGAUGUUCCCAUCGAAACGGGAUCGGUGGGGUACGGGGGACCACUCAUCAAAAGUCCCAAUACGGGCUCGUUUGUGGAAACAAUUGCUCGAGACGGACCCAUUGGGGUCAUUCUCUGCGUCGCUGGUGUCAAAGAGAGUGCUCUCUGGAUGUUGCCCGAAUGGAUUCAACACCACUUGAAUAUUGGUGUGGAUCAUAUCUUUAUGGGUGCCGAUACACCCGAAGAAAUGCGUCUGCUGCAACAAAAUCUAGCCUACUACAUUGAUCGAGGAGUGCUCGUCCUCGGUGGGGAAGACACGGUCAUGCCCGAACGAGAAAUUCGCAAAAUGCGAUUCUACGAUCAAUGUUUGUAUCACGCCAAGGGCAUGUCCGAGUAUGUCGUCAAUUGGGAUGUCGAUGAAUUGUGGAUACCGCCAAUAUUGGCGGAUGCCAACCUUUCCACCAGUUACUAUCGUUUGCCGGGAACCAACGAAACGCACCGGGCACGACAUUACGAACGUCGGCAUUCACGCGUUGCUACCGAUUUGCAAAAAGAGGACGAACUAUUACUGGCAAGUCCCUACCAAAGCACCAUGAGUCUCAUUGAAGCGGUACGAUCCUUACAAGGGAAGGAUGGGUGUAGUGAUUGGUGCUAUCAGACGUUUCCGUCGUAUACCAUUGUACGAACAGAACCCAUGAAAGAAAAUGCCACCCAUCCGCAAUUGAAAGGGUACUACGGUUUCCCCGUUCGAGAGGCCAAACUGAAUUAUCAGUGGCAGAAACCCAUCAUUCGAACCAAGUACGCACAUCAAUCGUCGUUUCAUCUGGGUGGAUCCUGUGCUCGUGGGAAUUCACACACCAUGAAGGACAACAAACUGGGCGAAACAAUAUACAAAGCACAGUUCCUAGACUGUCCAUUGAUCGAUAAGGAACGAGAUGACUCGUUGGGGAGAAUGCAUCAUUACUACGCGCUAUUUCGAAAGAACUGGGGAGAGAUCAAAAUGAAGGAUUAUCCAAACCGAGACGAAUACACGUACAAAUUCCGGCGGACGGUAAUCCAACAAUUGGAAGCCUUGCAAGACAAGAUCCAGGCCGCGGUCGACGAAUGA
Seminavis robusta is the source of this 1905-nucleotide messenger RNA. The record is from the annotation of a GenBank genome assembly. NCBI's taxonomy places the organism in Eukaryota, Bacillariophyta, Bacillariophyceae, Naviculales, Naviculaceae.